UCCUUCUUCCUCCUAAAACUAUGUCUGUUCAUCCGGAGGACUUGGAUCGGUUCUUCACGGUGUUUGACGGCUCUGCUCCGGAGGACGUGUCUCACGCCCGGCAGCUGUGGAGCUCCAUGUCCCUGCUGCCGCCGCUCGAGUCCCGGCUGCUGUCGGUUGAUAUCCGACAGAGGCUGCCGGUGUCCCAGCGCGGCCGCAGCGCGGCUGCAGGACCCCGGACCUCCACCGCCUCGGAGACGCUGAGCGUCCCGGCUCUCUGGCAGCGACGGGAGGAGAGGCAGCGGUACGAGGCCAUGGCCGAGCAGAGGAGGGAGAUCCUGGCUCUGCUGAGGAGGCAGAGGGAGCAGAGGAUCCAGAGGGAGCUGCUGUCUGAGCCAUUUAAACCGAAGGUGAAGCCCGGAGGAGGAAAAGAGCUGAAAGUGCACCAGAGUUCAGACUGUGAGGUGGACAUAGAGCUGGUGAAACAGCUGCAGUAGAACUGAAGAGCAACGAUCAAG
Molecule: messenger RNA, 497 nt
Organism: Paralichthys olivaceus (Japanese flounder)
Lineage: Eukaryota; Metazoa; Chordata; Actinopteri; Pleuronectiformes; Paralichthyidae
Source: RefSeq, a predicted model, not a curated record